AUGGUUCUUCAUCCAGAAAUACAGGACAGAGUGUUUAAUGAAAUUGAUCAGGCUGUUGGUGCAAACCGUCUCCCGAGACUUGACGAUCGUAAAAACUUGUCUUAUACUGAAGCCACGCUUUUGGAAAUACAGCGAUUUGGUAGCAUUGCACCAUUAUCACUACCUCAUUGUGCGUUGAAAGACACUUCACUUGGUGGAUAUACUAUUCCCAAGGGGACGGAACUAAUUAUUUUACUAUGCUGUGACUCGUCCACUGAUUUGGGUGAGGCAAAGGCUCAGGCUAGUUGCACUGGGUCGCUUCUGGAACCUCCGGCACUGAAUAUCAAUGGGAAUACUGGCAGCCAAGCCUCCGAUUUUGGGGCAGGACUUUCGGGUCAGGAGAUGCUGUCUUAG
Messenger RNA from Saccoglossus kowalevskii, 393 nucleotides. RefSeq names its product cytochrome P450 2B11-like. NCBI's taxonomy places the organism in Eukaryota, Metazoa, Hemichordata, Enteropneusta, Harrimaniidae. The record is from RefSeq and is a predicted model, not a curated record.